AUGGGUAGCCUCAACUACUUGACUAUUACUCGCCCCGACAUAUCUUUUGUUGUUCAACAAGUAAGUCAAUUCAUGCACUCUCCUCGCCAUCUUCAUUUGGCUGCGAUUCGUCGUAUAAUUCGCUACUUAAAGGGAACCUCUCACCGCGGAUUAUUCUUUCCCGUUGGAAUUUCUCUUCAGUUGAGUGCUUAUAGUGAUGCUGAUUGGGCAUGGUGUCCUGAUACUCGUCGAUCUGUUACUGGUUGGUGCAUGUUUCUUGGUUCUUCAUUGAUCUCUUGGAAAAGUAAGAAGCAAGCAAGAGUUUUUAAAUCUUCCACUGAAUCAGAGUAUCGUGCCAUGUCUGCUGCUUGUUCAUAA
Molecule: messenger RNA, 357 nt
Organism: Lathyrus oleraceus (garden pea)
Lineage: Eukaryota; Viridiplantae; Streptophyta; Magnoliopsida; Fabales; Fabaceae
Exons: 1
Coding region: 1-357 (118 amino acids)
Source: RefSeq, a predicted model, not a curated record